This is a messenger RNA of Alternaria conjuncta, 1566 nucleotides long. RefSeq lists its product as uncharacterized. Lineage: Eukaryota; Fungi; Ascomycota; Dothideomycetes; Pleosporales; Pleosporaceae. The record is from RefSeq and is a predicted model, not a curated record. The transcript is spliced from 6 exons. Bases 1 to 1566 code for a protein of 521 amino acids.
AUGCCGCCUCUGUUGCGCCCACGAGAGCUCGAUGGCACAACAAGGGCCAAUCUCGACCGUCUUGGUGUCGCUUACAUUGUUGUCGCCGUAUUGUACACGCUGAUACUGAGUGUCGAGCUUUUCUUCCUCCAUCGACGUAGGGAGGCUUUUUGUUUGCAGAUACGGAAUAUCAAGAUCGUUUUUGCAGCGGUGCUUAUGCUGCACAUCUAUCUCAUCCUUGUCCUACUCGUCUACCCGUGGAACGGUCUCUUCCCAUGCUCAGCCGAGUUUUGGAUCAUGUCAGUAUUUCUUCCAUCUGGCAUGGCAUUUUUCCAAGCAUGCAAUGCCAAGGUGCUCACGGCCUACGAGAGCCAGCGCCGUAUGACACGCAACUUUCUGGAGGGUGCGCGCAAGAAGCGGAUGUCGUAUACCCCACUCGGCCUUCUUGAAGCGUGGCGCGAUCUCGAUGCGGCGAAGAAAGUAUACUUUGGUACUUUGGUCGGACUAGUCCUUUCGUUCCUGCCCGCUAUUAUGCUGUUCUUCGGCUCUCGCCGCUUUCACGACGCGUACGGUUUCUUCGGAGUUCCUACUAAUUACAUUGAAUGCCGAAGAGGAGGCGAAUGGAUUCCGUCGAUCUUUGUGCAGCUAUUCUGGACAAUGAUGGUUGGUCCGUGGAUACUAUGGAAGAUCCGCAACAUCAAGGACGUUCACUCGUGGGCCUGGCAAACGAGACUUGCCAUCAUUGCUGGUCUUCCAGGAACGCCACUUUGGAUCGCCUUCACGUACUCAAAGAUGCACCAGAUCCAGCAAAUCAACAAGGUCUUUGCACCAGCCGGGUGGUUUAUACCAUCACUAGUCGUUUGCCAACAGGUUCUCAUCAUCAUACCACUGCGAGACGCACUGAGGGCCCAACCGAACAGACGAUCAUCAAUCUCCGACACCGAUUCGCUCACCUCCAACCACUCGCAAUUAUCCGGGAAAUCGACUACCAUGAUCUACACCAAGGAGAUCAAAGCCAAAUCGUCGAUGCAGUCAUUGGAGUUCACCAUUGAGCAGAAUAUCGAGCCCCUCAUCGCCUGGGCUGCUGCGCGCGAGUUCACAGCCGAGAACUGCAUCUUCCUCCGUGAAGUGCGCAACUUCAGGAAGAAGUGGGGCAGCCUCAAGGUCGUUACCACCGCUCAACGGCGACAGAUGUUCAACGAGGCGUCUCUGCUUUUCUACACGCUUAUUAACCCCUUCACCGCCGAGGCACCGAUCAACAUCGAAUACAAGAUCUUCAAGACUCUACAAAACAUGUUCGCGGAAGUCGAGUUCGACCCGUAUAUGCCGCGUGCCCAGACACCAGAGGAAGCUAAGUCACCCGUCGCCAGAGACAAUGUCGUAUGCCCAUGGGAGGACACCUUAAGCCGGCCAGCGAGUAUCGACUCCAACAUCACAUCGUCCUCAACAUCGAGCACCAGGUCAAUAGUCCCGAGCGAGUUCACAGAGGAAGUCUUUGAUCCCGCCUUUGAGAGCAUCAAAUACCUCGUCUUCACCAACACCUGGCCGCGCUACGUGGAGCUCGCAGGCAAGCUUCCAUCGGCAUGA